AGUGCAACUCAGGGCCCAUCACUUACAUAGACCUCUCUCUCACAUCUAUCCUUCAUGUCACAACGAAAAGAGGUUUACCUUGUCAUUGGAGGUAGCGGCUUUGUUGGCCGUCACAUCGUCGAACAGCUUCUAGCUCGUGGGGACAUCGUCUGUGUAUUCGACAUCGUCCAGCGACAUCACGAUGUUGACUUUUAUUCUGGUGAUAUCACGGACGAAUCCCAACUGCUUGAUGUAUUGAGCAAGACUGGUACGACUUGUAUAAUCCACACCGCUUCACCACCACACGGUGCCAAAGAUCCAAGCAUAUAUUAUAAAGUCAAUGUCGAUGGCUGCAAAGCUGUCAUCAGCGCAGCGCAGGCUGCUGGUGUGACAAAGCUAGUAUACACAAGCAGUGCUGGUGUCGUUUUUGAUGGCGGUGACGUUGUCAACCUCGACGAACGUGCUCCAUUCCCGGAGAAGCCAUUUGAUGCAUAUAAUGAUUCAAAAGCACAGGGAGAGAAACUCAUACUCGAGGCCAAUGGCAAAGGUGGCCUACUGACUGUUGCUUUACGGCCUGCAGGCAUUUUUGGUGAGGGUGACCGCCAAAUGAUGGUGGGCCUCUACCAAGCCUACCAACGUGGACAAACUCACUUCCAAGUCGGAGACAACAAUAAUCUUUUCGAUUACACCUACGUCGGUAAUCUCGCUAAAGCACAUCUAAUUGCCGCCGAUAAGCUGUCCUCUCCCCCACUUCCUACAUCCUCACACGAGACCCUUACUAUCGACUCUCUUAAAGCCAAACUUCACCUUGACCGCGCCCUCCAGCCUGUCAGCGCAACAGUCGGAGCAAAGCGAGUCCCAACGUGCGAAGCACGCCCUCUAGGGCCAUACGUCACGCUGCCGCCUAACGCCGCCCAAAUAGAGGCAGCGUUCACCGCUCCACGCGAUCCGCACACUCCCGCGCACCCUAUCAUACGCUCCCGAUUCGACCAGUUUUCCGAUAAUGCCAUUGAUGUUGCAGAGACCUCGCCGCUGCAGGUUGCAGGGCAGGUGUUUUUCAUCACGAAUGGCGAGCCAGUGUACUUUUGGGAUUUCAUGCGCCUUAUAUGGCUUGCGCUCGACCCGCCUUCAUCAAAGUCGGCAUCGGGCGCAUCGGAACGGGCACAGAGGCCUGUGUGGGUGAUACCUAGGAGCUUUGGAAUGGUGCUGGGCUUCCUUGCGGAGUGCUGGGCGUCCUUGAUCGGGAAAGAGGCUGGGUUCACGCGAUAUAGGGUUGGGUAUAGCUGUGCUACGAGGUACCACAAUAUCGAGAAAGCAAGGCGUGUACUCGGGUAUGAACCCGAGGUCGGGCUGGAGGAGGGUGUCAGAAGAAUGGUGGAGUGGUUCAAAAAGGAUAACAAUCUUCCGUGAUGGCUUUGGACGCGUAUUUGGGUUUAAAUUAACUCAAUUUCAUUGUGCACUUUGUUCAGAUACCCGCGCAUUUUGCUUCAUUUUUACCUUAUUGAUGCACAGUUAUAUCUACGCAUUGGUACGCUGUUGGGCUGGCUGCCAUUUCAUAUCGUAGCACCGAUAUUUGUAUUUGAAGAUUUCAUGGAGGCCUUGCAUCAAUAUUAAUAACGAAGGACCUGCCAGUGGGUACAAAAAUGGAACGAUAUUGUUGAUACUCAACGAAAUUUCCAAUUCAU
Messenger RNA from Suillus discolor, 1664 nucleotides. RefSeq names its product C-3 sterol dehydrogenase. NCBI's taxonomy places the organism in Eukaryota, Fungi, Basidiomycota, Agaricomycetes, Boletales, Suillaceae. The transcript has 4 exons. The record is from RefSeq and is a predicted model, not a curated record. Gene Ontology annotation, molecular function: 3-beta-hydroxy-Delta5-steroid dehydrogenase (NAD+) activity. The coding region runs from base 55 to 1389 and encodes 444 amino acids. Gene Ontology annotation, biological process: steroid biosynthetic process.